AUGUCCAAGCAAUUGAUCGUCUUUGACUUCGACUGGUCUUUCGUGGACCAGGACACCGACCGAUGGGUCUUUGAGGUGCUCUCUACCGAGCUCAGACGGCUGUUGCAGACUCGAAAGUCUGGGGGUUCGCAAUGUACGCCCGAUGUUGUCAAUGACACCAUGAAGGACCUUUACGAACGUGGUUUCAAGAAGGAGCAAGUCCUUGAGGCUCUCCGAAUCCUCCCCUUCCACCCUGCCAUGAAGCGUGCGGUUCUCGCCUACAAGGGACGUGACGCCAACAACUCUCUCUUGUGUUUGUCCAACUCCAACGAGGUGUACAUCUCUACCAUCCUCGAGAAACACGGCCUCACCGACCUCUUUGCCGACGUGAUCACCAACCCUGCCCACUGGUCCGAGUCUGCCCCUGACCACCUCAUCAUCGGCCGUCGCCUUCCUGCCACCGAGCCUCCUCACGGCUGUACUGUCGGAUGCCUCGCCAACAUGUGCAAGGGUGACGAGCUCUCAACCUACCUCGCGGCCCACGGUGGUAUCGACAGCUUCAAGAAGAUCGUCUAUGUCGGAGACGGAGGCAACGACUUCUGUCCGUUGUUGAGGAUGAGGAAGGGUGACUGGGCUUGUGUCAGGAAGGGUAUGGAGUUGGACGGUAGGGUCAAGGAAGAGGGUGCCAAGAGUGGGUUGGUGGCAGAGGUCAAGUACUGGGACCAGGCUUGGCAACUCGAUGAGUGA
This is a messenger RNA of Cryptococcus wingfieldii CBS 7118, 726 nucleotides long. Its product is annotated as pyridoxal phosphate phosphatase phospho2. NCBI's taxonomy places the organism in Eukaryota, Fungi, Basidiomycota, Tremellomycetes, Tremellales, Cryptococcaceae. The record is from RefSeq and is a predicted model, not a curated record. Gene Ontology annotation, molecular function: phosphatase activity. The transcript is spliced from 4 exons. Bases 1 to 726 code for a protein of 241 amino acids.